AGAAGUGAGAAGAUGCUCAACUUCACAGAUGUGACAGAAUUUGUCCUUUUGGGCUUAACCAGCCAAAAGGAACUGCAAGUUCUCUUAUUUGUCAUUUUUCUCUUGGUCUAUAUUGUCACUAUGGUGGGCAACAUUGGCAUGAUGAUAUUAAUUAAAAUCAGUCCACAACUUAGCAGCCCAAUGUAUUUUUUCCUCAGCCAUUUGUCAUUUAUUGAUGUGUGGUUUUCUUCCAACGUCACUCCUAAAAUGCUGGAAAACUUGCUGUCAAAGACAAAAACAAUAUCCUAUGCUGGCUGUUUGGUACAGUGCUUCUUCUUCAUUGCCCUUGUGCACGUGGAAAUCUUCAUUCUUUCUGUGAUGGCCUUUGAUAGGUACAUGGCAAUUGGGAAGCCCCUGCUCUAUGGCAGCAAAAUGUCAAGGGUGGUCUGCAUUCGGCUCAUUUCUUUUCCCUACAUAUAUGGGUUUCUGACUAGUCUGGCUGCAACAUUAUGGACUUAUGGCUUGUACUUCUGUGGGAAAACGGAGAUCAAUCACUUCUACUGUGCAGAUCCACCUCUCAUCAAGAUGGCCUGUGCAGGGACUUUUGUGAAAGAGUAUACAAUGCUCUUCCUUGCAGGCAUUAACUUUACAUAUUCCUUGAUUGUUGUCAUCAUCUCCUACCUGUUCAUUCUCAUUGCCAUUCUCCGAAUGCGCUCAGCAGAAGGCAGGCGCAAGGCGUUUUCUACCUGUGGGUCUCACCUCACAGCAGUUGGCAUAUUUUAUGGUACUCUCAUUUUCAUGUAUCUCCGACGACCCACUGAAGAGUCAGUGGAACAAGGAAAGAUGGUGGCUGUGUUCUAUACCACAGUGAUCCCCAUGUUGAAUCCCAUGAUCUACAGUCUGAGGAACAAGGAUGUCAAGGAAGCCAUGGACAAAGUGAUUAGCAGGAAGUUCUUAACAAAAUAA
Messenger RNA from Peromyscus eremicus (cactus mouse), 945 nucleotides. RefSeq names its product olfactory receptor 5M3-like. The record is from RefSeq and is a predicted model, not a curated record. Gene Ontology annotation, biological process: G protein-coupled receptor signaling pathway; sensory perception of smell. Lineage: Eukaryota; Metazoa; Chordata; Mammalia; Rodentia; Cricetidae. Gene Ontology annotation, cellular component: membrane. The transcript has a single exon. Gene Ontology annotation, molecular function: odorant binding; olfactory receptor activity; G protein-coupled receptor activity. Bases 13 to 945 code for a protein of 310 amino acids.